Lycium ferocissimum is the source of this 1005-nucleotide messenger RNA. RefSeq names its product sesquiterpene synthase 14b-like. The record is from RefSeq and is a predicted model, not a curated record. The transcript has 5 exons. Bases 1 to 1005 code for a protein of 334 amino acids. Gene Ontology annotation, molecular function: terpene synthase activity; magnesium ion binding. Lineage: Eukaryota; Viridiplantae; Streptophyta; Magnoliopsida; Solanales; Solanaceae.
AUGGUUAAAUUUGGUCUGGUUGCUGGUAAUGUGGGCCUCAUGGGCCUUAGUGGUAGGUUAGGAAAUUCGGCUAAAUUUGAAUACCUAUUUAAAGUUGGGCCUUGGUUGAUUGGGCUUUUUCCGGAAAGGGGAUGUGGGGGCUAUUGUGCCUUUCAUGAUUUCCCCGUAGAAAUUCCCUUACAACACAGGCAUUACGUAUCUUCAGAUGUGUUCAAAAAAUUCACUAACCAGGACAGAAAGUUCAAGGAAACUCUUACUAAAGACGUCCAAGGAUUAUUAAGCUUAUACGAAGCAGCACAUCUAAGAGUACAUGGGGAAGAGAUUCUUGAAGAAGCUUUGAGUUUUACCAUCACUCAUCUCGAGUCCAUGGUCCCUAAAAUGAGCAACUCGCUCAAGGCCCAACUUAGUGAAGCCUUAUGCCAGCCCAUUCAUACAAAUCUACCAAGGAUGACAGCAAGAAAAUACAUAAGUAUUUAUGAGAACAUUGAAUCACAUAAUGAUUUGCUUUUGAAAUUUGCAAAAAUUGAUUUUAAUAUUGUGCAAAAGGUGCGCCAAAAAGAGCUUGGCGAGCUUACAAGGUGGUGGAAAGAUCUGAAUUUUGCGGAGAAAUUUCCAUAUGCAAGAGAUAGAUUGGUGGAGUGUCACUUUUAUACAGUAGGAAUAUACUUUGAGCCUCAAUAUAGUCGUGCAAGAGAAAUGAUGACGAAAGUACUCACCAUAUACACUGUUAUUGAUGACACCUAUGAUGCUUUUGCAACUUAUGAUGAACUUGUGCUUUUCACUUAUGCAAUCUAUAAGUGCGGAUGCAACAUUAGUGUGAUUGAUUCGGUACCGCCCAGUCUGAGACCUACUUAUCAAGCACUAGUAGACGUUUAUACUCAAAUAGAAGAAAAAAUGAUAAGAGAAGGUAAAUUGGAUCGUCUGUACUAUGCCAAAUAUGAGGUAAGCUCCCUCAUAUCUGGCAUAGUACAGACCCUACUGGACCCUGGAUACCAUCUUUUUUAG